Anthostomella pinea is the source of this 573-nucleotide messenger RNA. The record is from the annotation of a GenBank genome assembly. Lineage: Eukaryota; Fungi; Ascomycota; Sordariomycetes; Xylariales; Xylariaceae.
AUGGCUCCCAGCAAGAAGAAACCCGCCCACCCCGACGAGCAUCACCCGACCGACCAGCCCGCGAAAGAUGGUGUCAACGGCUUCGUUCUCCGUGACGGCAAGUUCGAGUGCCACGAGAAGCGCCCUAGCGGAAACAACUGCUACUCGGUCAUGAACAACAAGGCCCACAACAUCACCUCUCACCUCUCCUCGUUGCACAAGAUCGGCGGCAAGUACCUGAAGAACGAGGCCAAGAAGAUCCUCCCCAACGGCGAGGUCGACAAGAUCUGGCCGUGCCAGUACAAGGGCACUCCCUUCUGCGGCGAGCGAUCGACGAACUUCCACAACCUCGUCGCGCACAUGCGCCAGGCCCACGAGAUGAGGGGAUCUUUCGAGCAGUGGGAGCAGGACGCCCUGCUGCAGAUGCAGGAGAAGGAGGACGCCGCCGGCGAGCUGGCGAUCAAGAAUUUUUUGCGCGAGCUGGAGGACGAGUCUCUACCGCCCCCUGACCGCGUCGACAACACCAAGCGAGAUCGUGACGACCAGGACCAGGGUCCGCCCGGCUUUGGCGGCGGUCAGGGCGUUGCUGUCUAG